CAUCUUUCUCCCCGACGCAAAAAAGGGCGGGAGGACAAGGGUAUGCAUAAAAGUCCACGGGUCAUUUUUCUAUUGUACCUUCCUCUUGAUUAUUAACUUGUUGUUCCUGGAAUGGCAAAAGACAAUGUUGCGCAAACACCACUCUUGCCAUAUAAAAAUGACCAGGAACGUGACGACAAUGUAUGGACAUCGCGUCUCUCAGACUCCUCGUCCUUCCAUGUCGACGACGACGCCAUUGGCAAUGAGUUACAACAUGAACUUGAAACAAGUCGACUUUACUAUACAUACAGUACAGAAGAGGAGGAAAAAGCGCUCGUACGUCGCCUUGACCGACGACUGCUUGCGUUUGCUAUGCUAGGAAAUUUGAUUAAAACUAUGGAUAAUACAAAUAUUUCUAACGCGUAUAUCAGUGGUAUGGAAGAAGACCUCUCGAUUGAAGGCAAGCAAUACAAUUGGAUGACCGUACUAUAUAUGAUCGGCUAUCUACUGAUGCAGAUCCCAUCCAAUAUGAUGCUAACCCGCUUCCGUCCAUCGAGGUAUCUUCCGUUUCUGGAAAUUAUAUGGUGUAUACUGACACUGAGCAUGGCAUGUGUCCAAUCUGUCACUGCCAUAUACAUUUUACGGCUACUUUUGGGCGCGUUCGAAGCUGGAUUUUUGCCAGGCAUCUAUUUUCUAGUUGGCACAUGGUAUCCUCGCAAAGAGCUGGGGAAGCGGAAUGCUUGGAUCACAAUUUUUGGCUCGCUCGGGAGCGCGCUUUCAGGACUGAUUCAAGCGUUUCUGUUGAAAGUUGCCGAUGGUGUCCUUGGGAUAAGCGCUUGGCGAUGGUUGUUCCUAUUUGACGGAACAAUCACAUUCGCUCUGGCAUAUUUUGGAUACAAGUGCUUGCCGGAUUAUCCAUCCACAACAGCUUGGCUAAGUCCAAAGGAAAGAGAGCUUGCAGCAUUACGGUUAGAUCGUGAAGGCAGGGAGACAAAACAAAGCACUGCAAAACCACGACAAGUUUUACGUAGCUUGCUUCGCAACAAGUAUAUUUAUUUUCUGGUAGUUGGCUGGACCACGUUAUAUCUCGGGAUGGGCGGUGCCCACGUACUUGGUAUUGUCGCAAAACGAGUCGGUUACGACGCAAUAACUGCGAAUCUUUUUACAUCCCCUGAUAUGUUAGUCAGUAUGCUUGUUGGACUUGGGAAUGGCUACCUCAGCGACUAUUUACGGACACGCCUAUGGUGUAUUCUUCCAGCACUUGGUCUUUCUGUGAUAGGUUUCAGUUUGCUGGCGGCUUUUGUUCAGCCAUUUGGCCUGUUUUACGUUGCAUUUAUUGUUAUGCAUGCGGGUCUCGCUGCAGCUGCUCCUGUUGCAAUGACUUGGGCAAGUGAGAUCAUGCAAGAAACGAUAGAGCUUAGAGCCAUGGCAAUUGCGAUCAUGAAUACUUCUUCCUCGUCCAUGUACACUUGGGCACCGCUUGUUUUGUGGCCAGUGACAGGUAAACCACUUUGCUAUCUUUUCUAGAAAUUGUUUCUAAAUUUGUUUCACUAACGUUACUCGCACAAUAUCAUAACAUGCAGAUGCACCGCACUACUGUAAGAAUAUAUGCACACAGCAUGGAUAGUUAGUUGCUCACACGGAAUGCUGGGUAUUGAAGAACAUUGUUGUAUGUAUGUAGCGACCGGGUUCUUUGCAAGCAUCGGCUUUGCAGCCGGGUCGUUGUUGUGUUUUGGCAUCGUUGGUUUCUUACGCAAUCGUAGCAAAAAAAGACAGACGUUUUAUGGCAGCAACGGUGACGACGAUGCACAAUUCCUGCUAUCACCACGGAUACACUCGCCACAACGGGAAAGUGGAGCCGAUGAUGACGACGAUGACGAUUACGAUGAGAUCAUCCAGCUUCAUAGUACCUCUCACUUGAGAGACCAUCCUUCACCGCCUUCCAGAUAACCCACAAUGGAAGCACAUAGAUAGUCCA
This is a messenger RNA of Zychaea mexicana, 1957 nucleotides long. RefSeq names its product major facilitator superfamily domain-containing protein. Gene Ontology annotation, biological process: transmembrane transport. NCBI's taxonomy places the organism in Eukaryota, Fungi, Mucoromycota, Mucoromycetes, Mucorales, Lichtheimiaceae. Gene Ontology annotation, molecular function: transmembrane transporter activity. The transcript has 8 exons. The record is from RefSeq and is a predicted model, not a curated record. Gene Ontology annotation, cellular component: membrane. The coding region runs from base 112 to 1506 and encodes 464 amino acids.